Coccinella septempunctata (seven-spotted ladybird) is the source of this 1079-nucleotide messenger RNA. RefSeq lists its product as uncharacterized. Gene Ontology annotation, molecular function: nucleic acid binding; zinc ion binding. NCBI's taxonomy places the organism in Eukaryota, Metazoa, Arthropoda, Insecta, Coleoptera, Coccinellidae. The coding region runs from base 1 to 867 and encodes 288 amino acids. The transcript is spliced from 2 exons. The record is from RefSeq and is a predicted model, not a curated record.
AUGGCCAGUGCUGCGAGUGCCAGUGCGAAAAGCAGGAGAAUCUCUACGGCCUCGAGAUCCGAGGAAAGUGUCGCGACCGUGCUGGGUACGCCAGUUAAAUUUACUGAGAGUGACGAGGAAGAUCCGCGAAAGAUAGUGGACGUUUGCACCCAAAAUCUGACGAAAAAGCACAAAGUAAUUAUAAAACCCACCGCCGAGUGUACCGGAAUAAAAUGUGCAGAGGACACUAAAAAAUUGCUUAUGUCCAAAAAACCGCAGGAUUUUAAUGUCCGCGUCGAUCGAAUCACCAUCCUGGUGGAAUCCACAUGCCCCUCUGUUUUAAAACUGGCUGACUCCGCGUUACUAAAAUCUUUAAAUCUCAAGGCCAGUCGCGUCAAUAAAAACUGGCCUCGAAUGCAAAUACUAGAUGUUCCGGAAUCCAAGACCGCGGAAGAACUCGCGAGAGACCUGGACAUAAAACCACUUCCCGAAUCAGUGCCCGAGGAUUUUGUCGGGAAGAUGUUUAAAUAUGGCCGGAAACAGGGGAACUCAACAACUUCCUGGAUCGUGGAAUUGCACCCAGCGGCGAGGAGUCACUUCGCAAAAGUAAGGAGAAUCUUCACGGCCUGGAGAUCACACGGCAUUCGCGACUUCCUCCUAGUAUCCCGCUGCUUCCAAUGCCAACGGUUUGGGCACAUAUCAAAAUACUGUAAAUCCACCAAACAGUGUGGAUACUGCGCCUCAACGGAACAUGAGAACCGGGAUUGUGAUGUUCGCGAUAAUCCCGCUAAACAUAAGUGCGCGAAUUGUGUCCGUGGUGGCGCGAAAGAGGUGAAUCAUCACACUGCCCAGGAUUGCUGCCCGAUCUACAAACAUAGGCACGGUUAAUGGCGCCAGUUACAUUGACCUAACCUUAACCUCGGAGAAUAUGGAAAAUUUCAUAUGUGAUUGGAACGUUCAUAUUGAUCUUAUAACGUCAGAUCAUAGAGCCAUCACAUAUGAAAUCACCAGCCAGAAAGGUGAUCCUGACAAUCAACCGCGAUAUAUAGUGGACGUAAGCCGCAUUAAGGAGGAUAUUAUUAGUGAAGAUAUGUUGCAAU